UGCGGCUCCACGAUGCCUUCCUCGGCGCUCGGGCUGGCCUUCCUGGCCUUCCAGCUGUGCCCAGCGGUGCUCGGGGGAGCCUGGCAGCGCUUCGCCGUCGUGGACCGAGGCUGGCCCUUGUUCGCCACCAAGGUUGAAAAUUUUCAGUGGGAGAACUGUGGUCCUUCAUCAGAACCUGCUGGGAUUAAGAGCCUGUCUGUAAGUCCAGAUCCAGUUGUUAUCCCAGGAGAUGUCACAGUCAGCGCAUGUGUCUACACCAGUAUAGGCAUCACUUCACCUUUGAAGGCAGUAGUUACUCUGGAGAAGAGACUUGGUGAAAUGUGGUUAAAGAUCCCCUGUGUGGAAGAACUUGGGAGCUGCACGUACGAUGACAUUUGUGCCAAGCUGGACGCUAUUAUCCCUCCAGGCCAACCGUGUCCAGAACCCUUGCUGACUUACGGCAUUCCUUGCCAUUGCCCCUUUAAGGCGGGUACUUACAAUUUGCCAUCCUCUGAAGUUUACAUACCUGACGUGGACUUGCCCUCUUUCCUCACCAACGGUGACUACAGGAUUCAGGUUGUACUGAGUAAUGGCGAUCAAGAACUUUCCUGCAGCAAGAUCUCCUUCUCCUUACAUUCAGGGAAGUGGUGGUUGUGGUGAUCACCAUGCAAGCAUCCUUAGGUCCAAGUGCCAUGUUGCCUUCCUGCUUUUAUUGUCCUGUUGAUAUUAAUACUGAGACACAUUUUGCAGCCUUAAGGGGAGAGAUUAUUGUUUUUAUGAUUGUUCUUAAAUCAAUCGGAGAGACAACUGGAUGCAGCGAAGAAAGGAUCACAUAUAUUUUAAUCAGAAAUGUAUGGCCAGCCAGUGUUCAUUUAUCAUUUAGGAUUUAUCAUUUAAGAUAUUUAUCGUUUAGGAUAUUUGUCCUGCAUGGGAGGGAGCAGGAUGGAUAACAUUCAUGGGGUCAGUGCCGUUUCGUAGCAUGCAUACAUAAAGUAAAAUAAUCAUGCAUAGUAUUUGCACAUUAUGAAAUACAUGGAAUUCCACUGCAUUCCUGGUUCCUCAUAAUGGAACCUUAGAGAGAUGGCAUAUGGGAAAAGGGAUGUGUGCUGAUGACAGGAUAGCCUGACCAAGAAUUCACCAAUAUAUACAUGAAGGAUGAAGCCAAUUUCUACUCUUUUGAAUCACAGCACUGACAACCAAGCAGGUCCUAGUACCUAGAAGUUUUCCCUUACCUAUUUCAUCUGUCCAGAUGAGAUGCUCCUUCAUUAUCCUUCAUUCCAUACACCGGAUGAGCAGGAAGUUUUAAGUGCUCAUUUAAUCUCACCUUGGGCUUCUUGGGUAUAGCUUUCCAAGGGUGUGACAUAGGAGUCAAGCAAGAGAAAGAAGACAAUGAAAAAGGAAGUCAGAGACUCCUCCACCUCUGAAAACCCACCAACUUCCAGUAACCACAAUUUACAAGCUAGAGAUCACGAACUACUGUUUCACAUACCCAGCUUUGCCUUGAACUAUAGACUUGCUUUCUGUAUGUAAUAUUGGUGUUUGCUUGGGAAAAAGUAACUUGGGAUGUAAAAUGAGCAUUAAGGGCAAAGGUGCAGUUUCAAAAAGUUUGAGAAGCCUUCUGCCCUGUGAUGGGGAAAUACGGUCUUUUUUUACUUCCUUAACAGUAUGCAAUAUUAUUGAUUGCAAAGGGGAUGGGGAUGGGACUUUCCUUUCAGUUUGCCUCUGGCAGCUCUCAAUUGAGAAUUAAACAUUUCUGAAAGGAUAUAUCUAGAGCAGUGGUUCUUAGCUUUUUCUUUAUCAGAAACCCUCUUUAAAUAUAUUUUGUUGCUGUGGACCAUUAAUUAUAAAAUUCUCCAAACUGAGCUGACUAGAUCUUAUCUCCUCGCUCCACACUUCCGUGGACUUGCCCUCUUUCCUCACCAAUGGUCACUCUUUGGUCCAUUUCUAUCACUGUCAGUAGUAGUGGAGCAAGGGGUCUGUGGACCACAGGUUAAGAACUGCUAGCCUAGAGUAUUUGUGUGUGUUCCAAUGAAUAAAUUGGCACCUUUCCUUCUAUUGGAAUUUUUUCUUCUCAUCUAACUAGAGGAAGAAAGAUGUUUGUUGACCCUCCAUUUCCUAAGGGACCAGUUGAACCCAUGUUCUGAUAGAAGUCCUAAAACUCAAAGGACUAUUUUAAGCAAACUGAUUGUCUUGUGAAUAUUGGAAGCACAAGUUACCGAGCUGUUAUGCGUGAAAUAUUAUGUACAGUUGCUAUACUACAUCCUGACAGUUUGAGUACCAUGUUUUGUUCCCUUUGACAGAUGGUUAGAUAUUUUUUUGUUUACAUUAUUAUUUGCCUUGUGGAUCUGAGAGGCCAUGAACACAUAUGCUUGGUAUGUUACAUGGGAUGGACUGGCAAAAGGCUGCUACAGCUGGAGAGAAUAUCUAAUCUCAACCUUUUAUAGUUUGACUGAUAGACAUAAGAAUUAGUUCCUGUAGUAUUGCUGAUUGGUUGGAGACACUGGGAAUUCUUCCCGAAACAUGGAUGUAGAAUUGAAUAUUUAGAUGUAUUCAGGCUUUUUUUCUCACCCUAUAUUUUCUUAAAUUUGUACAGCACUCAUCAUAGGCAUUACAGGUUUCUGCGAAUUUAUACCUGUAGUCAUAAUCACAGGUGAUAUUACAUAAGUUGUCCUAGAUGUCAAUAACAUGAACAGAAUUCUGCCUUUUGCAUUUAAUCUCUUCAGGUGUUUUCAUACUUACUGUAAUAAUAUUCUUUAUCUUGUGCCAUCCUUUGUUUGAAUGUGGGUUGUGUGUAUUAUUUCACAAUCUUUGCCAUUGUGUAUGUACAGUGUGUUUACUUUGUGGUCCUCUUAUGGUACCCAACAUGAUUCUGUGUCUUCCCCACUGAGUACCAUAUCUCCCUCUAAUUCAAACACAUACUAAAUCUGUGGGGGAAACAUAAUAAAGUUUAUAGGCAACUAACACUCCAAGCUAAACUUUCAAGGUUUUAGAUAUUAAACUAAAAAUAUUUAAAAGCAUAUGCAUGGUACAACCCCCCCCCCCCCCCCACACACACACACACACAACACACACAAAUAUCUGCAAAGAAUAGAUUCCAAAAAUCCCGUGGAUACCUGAAGCGGUGGAUAAUGGCAAAACCUAUAUUUUUUACUAAACUUUGGUGAGAAGUAUACCAUAGACUAGUGCGAAAGGAUCUAGAGAGCCCCACAAACACUUCUGGGGCAUGUGGGUAAGUGAACCCAGAGAUAUAAAAUCAUGGAUGAGGGGUUGCACUGUAUGUAUGUAGAUGCCUAUGCAUCUCUCCAUUGCGUGUAUAUAUAUCCACAAGUCAAGUGAUAAAGUCACAAGUCAGAGAAUGGCCCAUGAGGAUCCUGUGUUCAGUUGUCUGAGAUGUGGCAACCUUGUCUCAUUCCUCAGUGCUAAUAUAAAACCUACUUCUAAAGAACAUUGUUAAGCCUUAAUUUAAGCAUGUCCCGAUGCUAUAUACUGUGUUUCCCCAAAAAUAAGACAGUGUCCUAUAUUAAUUUUUGCUCCCAAAGAUGCGCUAGGUCUUAUUUUCAGGGGAUGUCUUAUUUUUCCAUGAAGAAGAAUUCACAUUUAUUGUUGAAUAAAAAAUGAACAAUUAUAUACUGUCAGUAGUUGUCAUCACAAACCAGCGUAACCAGACAAACUGUGAAUCCUAUCAAUAAUUUCUUAUUAUUACCAUUAUUUCCAUGUACAACACUCUAUGCUACGUACGUUUACCAAUCUUGCACACUCUGGUGUUCUGUUUGUUGGGCAUGCUUCCAAACAAAAACUUUGCUAGGUCUUACUUUUGGAGGAGGCCUUAUAUUUAACAAUUCAGCAAAACCUCUACUAGGUCUUAUUUUCAGGGGAUGUCUUAUUUUCGGGGAAACAGGGUAGGUAGAUGUGAGAAUAUCAGGGAUAUCGUUUAUUUUUCUGUGCAGUUAUUGUUUUGAAAAAUACAGUAUGACGCCCAUGUCUGCAGGAUCGCUACCAACAUCCAACAAAAUAUGUCCUCUAGGCAUUUUCUAGGUCAUCUAGCAUGACUCUAUAUUAUUUUUGGACCAGAUGUCCUUUAUUUCAGUAGGGUUUGCCAUUAUCCGUUUUUGCAUAUUUCCAGUAGAUGUGGAGGUCGCAUUGUACUUUACUCCAGUCUGUAAGCAAUUAUAAACCUUUCUACUGAUUUCUGCUCUGUGCUAGGAAUCCUGUUCAACUGAUCUCUGAUUAUGUUCAUUAUGUUUAUCACGAUCCAGCUUUGAUUUUUUUGGGUCCAAUAUCAUGUUGAAAAAAUCCAGUGGCCUUUAACAAUGGAGCACUAAAGUUAUUGAAUAAAUCCUUUUAUUGAUAAA
Molecule: messenger RNA, 4331 nt
Organism: Anolis carolinensis (green anole)
Lineage: Eukaryota; Metazoa; Chordata; Lepidosauria; Squamata; Anolidae
Gene: gm2a
Product: ganglioside GM2 activator
Exons: 4
Coding region: 13-639 (208 amino acids)
Biological process (GO): ganglioside catabolic process; lipid transport
Cellular component (GO): cytoplasmic side of plasma membrane
Molecular function (GO): lipid carrier activity; enzyme activator activity
Source: RefSeq, a predicted model, not a curated record